UAUGUUAUAUAAAUAUAUAAUAAUAAAAACACAAAUAAUAAUAUUUAUAUUAAAGCGAACACUGAACACAGAGUUCAAAAUGAUUUUUCUUUCUCCUCGUUAAUUGAAAAUGUGAUGUAUUGUAAAUAGUAAUUUAAAAUUCCGAUGAUGAAGUCCAGUGAAGUAGACGUGGUCAAGAUGAUCGAUGCCAAUAAAAUGCGGAAGGAAAAAAAGUUGUCGGUAAGUUCUAUUAGUAGUAGUCCGGCAUCGGACUUAAAACCUCGGGUGGUAACAGUCAAGCAGCAUGAUUCAAAAAAGCUUUACACGCCGACUGCUAAAAAGGAAAAUACAAAAAAAAUUGUUCAAGAUGCAACAAAGGAAAUUCAGAACUGCAAUGAUAGUUCUGAAUGGCGCCUAGAUUUGAGUAAAUCUGGUUUGACUAAAGUGCCAAUAACCAUUAGAGAUGCCACACAAUUGACUGAAUUGUAUUUGUACGGUAAUAAAUUGAUCACUUUACCAUCAGAAAUUGGGUGUCUGACUAACUUGCAGACACUAGCACUCAGUGAAAACUCUCUGACUUGUCUACCGGAUUCGCUAGCUAAUCUUACUAGUCUUAAAGUCUUAGACCUAAGGCACAACAAACUUACUGAAGUGCCAGAUGUUGUCUAUAAGCUUGAUACGCUAACUACACUGUUUUUGCGUUUCAAUCGUAUACGUACAGUGAGUGAUGACAUUAGUAAAUUAGUCAACCUAGUCAUGCUCAGUUUACGAGAGAAUAAAAUCAAAGAACUUUCAUCUGGUAUCGGUAAACUGGACAAAGUAGUUACAUUUGAUGUGUCACAUAAUCAUUUGGAACAUUUGCCAGAAGAGAUUGGAAAUUGUAUACAAUUGUCUACACUAGAUCUUCAACAUAAUGAACUUGUCGACAUUCCUGAGACCAUUGGAAAUCUUACACUUCUAACACGUUUAGGCUUAAGAUAUAACAGAUUGAAAAAUUUACCGAAUUCAUUGAGUAAUUGUAAUCGAAUGGAUGAAUUUAAUGUAGAAGGUAACAUGUUAAGUUGUUUGCCUGAUGGCCUACUAGUUAACUUGAAAGAAAUGAACAGUAUAACACUAGCUAGAAAUAGUUUCACAGCAUAUCCUACUGGAGGACCUGCACAAUUUAUUGCUGUAGACUCAAUUAAUUUUGAACAUAACAAAAUUGAUAAAAUACCCUAUGGAAUAUUUUCCAAAGCUAAUUACCUAACAAAACUUAAUAUGAAAGAUAAUGCCUUGACAUCACUGCCAUUAGAUGUUGGUUCUUGGACCAAUAUGGUUGAGCUGAAUGUUGCAACAAACAUGAUUACCAAAUUGCCCGAUGACAUACAAUAUCUACAAUCCCUAGAGGUGUUGAUCUUAUCCAACAAUCUAUUGAAAAGACUGCCAGCUACCAUAGGAAAUCUUCAAAAACUCAGAGUGCUUGAUCUCGAAGAAAACAAACUAGAAACAUUACCUCAGGAAAUUGGUUAUUUGCGAGAGCUGCAAAAAUUAAUUUUACAGUCCAACCAAUUGCUAUCUUUACCACGGGCGAUUGGUCAUCUCACAAAUCUGGCAUACCUUAGUGUUGGUGAAAAUAAGCUUAGUACAUUACCAGAAGAAAUUGGUACACUGGAAAAUUUGGAGGCACUUUACAUUAAUGACAACCAGAGUCUUCAUCAUUUGCCAUUCGAACUUGCCUUAUGUUCUAAGUUGCAGUUGUUGGGAAUAGAAAAUUGUCCAUUGAGUCAACUUGGUGAUGCAGUCAAAGGCGGCCCAUCUUUAGUAAUGACUUAUCUCAAGGUAAAUGGCCCAUACCGUACUCUAUGAAAUCUUUUAAAUUGGUGUGGUAUUUCCAUUUGAUAUAUUAUCUAACACAAUAUUACAGCGAGUCUAAUGAAAGUUUGUUAAUAUUUGUUAUUGUGUUUAAAAAGUUUGUUUUAACACAUAUAUUGAAACUAUAUUUUAAUGGACCACUAGUAGUAUUGUGCAUUUUUCUCUGACUACCAUUAUGAAACCAAGUAGGAAAAAAAUUAUUUUUAAUUCCUGGGAAUUUUGGUUGGAAUGUUAUGUUCUUAUAAGUUGCAUUAAACAUGCAUAAGUAAGUAUUUGAAAUCAGAGUUGUUGAUAAUCUCUUUCCAGAGAAAUUAUUUUAAGAUGAGAGUUUAUAAAUUGAUAUGUUUUAAUGUUUCAAGAAAUAUCUAUUAAACAAUACAUUAUGUUAUAUAUGUACCUACUUUAUUUGUAUACAAUUUUAUCAAAACUUAAAUUGGAGUAUGUAUUAACUAUUAAGUUAAAAGUUUUAUUCAUUAAUGGAAAAGUAUGGACUUGAUCGAUUAUUUUCAGUAUUCUAUUCAUUAAAUUGAACUUUAUGUAAGCAUUCGAUAAAUAGCAGUUUUCGAAGUACAAAUUAAUAUAACUAUUUAAUAUUGUUGUCACAAUUUAUCUAAAGUUAAACACAUUUAUCAGAAUAUAUUCCGGUAAUACAUCAUAUUUUAAUUAAUAAUAAUCAUCCUUAUACUUUAAAUUUUAAAUAAUCAGUGGCCAGAUAUUUACAUGAAAUUAUGUUUAAUGAUGAUAAAAAAAAUAUAUAACUUUGCAAGUUUUAAUAUUUAAGAUGAUAAUAUUGAUUCCAUGAUAUUACAUUAUAGACUCUCAUCAGAUUCUGAAAUUUAACAUCUAUUAUGUUUAAGAUAAUGCAUAUUUUAUAUUGUCAUAAAGGUAUUACAAUUGUUAACUAAACUACUACUACUAGGCAAUUCAAUACAAAAUAAACUUUAUAAUAAUAACCAUUAUUUUAUACAGCAUGUCAACUGGAAAUUUUACCACAGUCCCAAAAUUGUAUUUAAACCAUGUACAUCAAAGUGUAUUAAAUACCUAUUCAUUAAUUUGUUUUUAUUCAAUCUUAAUAGGCAAAUAUAUAGUGUGUUAUUUAAUGUUUGUUUUAAUUGAAAAUUAUAAACGUAUAUUGUAUUUAUAUAUGGCGUAUAAUAUAUAUUAAUUUAAUAUGUAUGUAUGUUUGUACAUUAUAUAAUAUAUAUAUAUAAUUAUUUCAACCGUUGAUAAAAAAUAACGUAAUAUUAUUUUUGUGUGAUAAUUAUUAUAUUAUGUAAAUGUUUAAACAAAUUGAAAACUAAUUUAUUUGAAAACAGUUGUCAUAUUAAUAUUAUGAUUACAGUUGUAUGAUAUAAUAUCUAUUGGUUAUUUAUUAACUUAUAUAGUAUUAUGGUGAAAUCAUAAUAAAAUAAGUUGUAUUAGAAACAUUAAAGUUCUUAGAUUGGUCCUUGUAUCAAAAAUCCAUCAUUUGAGCUUGUACUACUUAUUAAAUUAUUUUUGUCAUUAUUUGUGCAAUAUAAUGAAAUUAAUUUUAAACUCAAAA
Acyrthosiphon pisum (pea aphid) is the source of this 3373-nucleotide messenger RNA. RefSeq names its product leucine-rich repeat protein shoc-2 (gene Sur-8). The record is from RefSeq and is a predicted model, not a curated record. Bases 145 to 1824 code for a protein of 559 amino acids. Gene Ontology annotation, cellular component: cytoplasm. NCBI's taxonomy places the organism in Eukaryota, Metazoa, Arthropoda, Insecta, Hemiptera, Aphididae. Gene Ontology annotation, molecular function: protein binding. The transcript has a single exon.